AUGGCUGCCUCUGCUACAAGAACCCAAGUAUUGUCUCUUUACCGCGAAUUUUUACGAUACGGUAACCAGUUUUCUUCUUACAACUUUCGGGAUUAUGCCAUUCGCCGUUCUAGAGAUGCUUUCCGAUCGCAAAUCAACGAAACGAAUCCCGAGAAGAUCACCGAAUGUAUCCAAAAAGCCAAAAAGGAAUUGGAAAUGGUGCGACGACAAGCUACGAUCAGCUCACUUUACAGCCGAGGUGAUCGUUUAGUCAUCGAAAAGCGAGUGUAA
This is a messenger RNA of Radiomyces spectabilis, 270 nucleotides long. RefSeq lists its product as uncharacterized. Gene Ontology annotation, biological process: iron-sulfur cluster assembly. The record is from RefSeq and is a predicted model, not a curated record. Bases 1 to 270 code for a protein of 89 amino acids. Gene Ontology annotation, cellular component: L-cysteine desulfurase complex; mitochondrion. NCBI's taxonomy places the organism in Eukaryota, Fungi, Mucoromycota, Mucoromycetes, Mucorales, Radiomycetaceae. The transcript has a single exon.